AUGUUCUUCACCUGGGCUGCUUUUAAUGCCUUCCAAUACAUAUCGACCCUCUUCUUUCAGGAGGUUCAGGACAUUUCGCCCCUACAGACGUCCCUUCGCUUCCUACCGAUGACUGUCGUUGGCCUGCUUGUCAACCCAAUCGCCGGGUUUCUGGUUGCAAGGGCGAAUGUCAAUACCCUCCUCGGUGUCUCGGCAGUCAUUACCGCCGUCGCUCCAAUUUUGAUGGCGGUGAUCUCCCCUGAAUGGACUUUCUGGUCGGCGGCAUUCGUUGCCAUGUCGCUCAUUCCCGUCAAUGCUGACGUACUCUGGACAAUGUCCAGCCUCGUCAUUUGCCGCGCUUUUCCUGCCGAGUCGCAGGCAUUGGCAGGGGGCGUAUUCAACACCAUCUCACAGUUGGGCAAUUCAGUCGGCCUCGCCAUCACAGCCGCCACUUGUAAUCACAAGCUUUCAAUUUAG
This is a messenger RNA of Zasmidium cellare ATCC 36951, 456 nucleotides long. RefSeq lists its product as uncharacterized. The record is from RefSeq and is a predicted model, not a curated record. Gene Ontology annotation, biological process: transmembrane transport. Bases 1 to 456 code for a protein of 151 amino acids. Gene Ontology annotation, cellular component: membrane. Lineage: Eukaryota; Fungi; Ascomycota; Dothideomycetes; Mycosphaerellales; Mycosphaerellaceae. The transcript has 2 exons. Gene Ontology annotation, molecular function: transmembrane transporter activity.